AUGUCUCAAUUUGCGACCCUGUCUGAUCAAGAAGGAACACACACGCAUGCAGCACAGGAAGAGCCUGUCGACUCGGACGCGCAUGUGGGGAGUGUCAUGCCUGCCGUUGAUUUGGAGCAGCUUCAACUCAUAGAGCUGUGCUUUGGCGAGCAUGAGUUUGGUGUGGUCCUUGACAGCGAUAAUACUACGGAGCAUGAUACCGAAGGCGAAUGUAUUAGCGCCGGUGCCAACUAUGUCAAUGCUUCGGAUGACGCGGAGCAGAUGGAUUUUGAGCAUCACAACGAACCCGGUGAAACAAUGUUAGCAGCCUUCGAAUUUGACCCUGUGCAGUUUGUCCAGAACAAACUAAGUCAUGGUGUGCCACUAGACGAUUUGUGCCGGGAUCUUGAGACGUAUAUGUCACUGCUGAACAAGAUUAUUUUGCGCCACGUGAACACGGAUGUGCACGACGCUUUUGUAAAGGUGUCUGGACAUCUUGUAGGGAUGCAAGAUGACCUACGCCUUGUGCAGCACCCUGUGGCUGUAGCUGUGAAGAAGGUAGAAGAAAACAUAGCGAAACUCAAUGAAAUGGAGAAUACGGUAACUAGUCAGAUCGCAGAGGCAACCGAACUGGAGCUGAUGCGUAUAUUCGACGUGAACUUCUUAAAGGUACUGUUGCUGUACGAUCACCUCUGUGUGCAGCUGGAGGCGCUCCCUCCUGCAUUACUCUCUCCAGAUGAUGAAAGCUCCCUGCGGCAACGCCACUUUAAGGAUAAACCUUCUCGGGCCGUGGCUGUUUCGGCAAGCAGUGAACACCUGCACGAGGCGCUCCAAGACAUCUCUGGUUUAGUACGGCAACUGAAGUCUCUCAAACACAUGAUCCCGCCUCUUCCUCAGCGGGGGCAGGAGUGUGCAGAGCUGGAUCAAAUUUUGAGCAGUGCUUUGCAGAUGGUCCACCGCGUUCUUGCGCGAGCGUACCUUGCGGUGUAUGAGGAAUGCACUUUACUUCCUAGUGAUGAACUAGAAAAAUCACUGUUGAAUAUUAUGCUGGUAUACAAGGCGAUGGAUGAGGUUCAUGAGUUUUGCCGAAUGUACCGUGAGCGAAUCCUUCGACCACUUCUCGAGUCGGUACUCUCAUGGCGCGCUGCUACGCAGGCACGCCACAGUUUGGUGGAGACAAUAAACCUGCUUAGCACACUCCGACAUCGGUUGGAAAAAGACGUCCUGCCGUUUGUUUCGCUGUUGCGUGAGGCAUUUGGUGCAGAACUUUUACCGAUCCCAACGGUUGUCUGCCCUAUUGUGUUCGAGUCGCUUCUGAAAAGGAUGAUAUCACUUUACGAUUCAGGAGACCCAGAUGCCUUUCAACAGCGCUAUGUGGCGGCUCAUGAGGUGCUCCAUCUUAUGAAAAAGAAUUGUGUUUCGGAUGAGGAAUUGCGAGCACUGUUGCGAUCACCUGAUGUGGUGUUGUGGGAGCAGAGGUGGAACACAGAUGUCUACAGUGCUAUGCGAGUGAAUGCUCUGACAAAACGGCUGGACGCAGCAAUGUCAGAGUUUAUUACACUAACAUCAGAGCAGCAUGCGGAAACGAUAGAUGGGUUACAAUUGCGAGAGGAGUCGAACACUGAAGGCACGGUGGCGAAAGUUGUAUUCCGCAUAGGUCUUUUCUCUCGGCUGAGGGAACUCAUUGAGUGGCUCUUCUCCCCAGAGGUUUACAUCUACGUUGUGACACCUAAGUAUCUCCGCGAGGUUGCAAACGCCACUCGCCGUGUCGCAAAGGCCAUAAUUGAACAGAGCACAGCCACACGCACCGUCAGCUCUUUGCGAGAUUGGUUAUGCGUCGUGAUGACUGCUUGUUCAGACUUCACACAGCUUGCUGAAUACCUUGAGGGUCCAUUUAGUAGGCACAUAUGUACUGUCAGUCAAGAUACCCUUACGGGGCCGUCGUGCUCGCAGUUUCUGCAGUUGCUCGUCCAAGGGACAUGUCAUGGGACUGUGAAGCAGCUUCAUCAACUUGUACAAUCACGUGUGGUAGAGACUUGCGCUGUCGGAUUGCAAAAUAUUCGCUCUGUCAAGUCAGCCUACGCGCACACACGCAAGCCACUCCCUACAGCACCAUCAUGGUACGUAACGAGCAUUGUUGAGCCUAUACAGCGAUUUGCUGAAGAACUUCAACGGGGCCUGUCACCUGAAACAUGGCAGGAGGUAAUAAUUGACGUAGUGACCGAUGUGCUGAAGAUGUUUCGCAAUAUCGCAAGGGACACACUAGUAACAGCGAAGAAAACAGAGGAGAGCUGGGGGAAACUGAGACGUCGCAAAGAGCUGACGUCUAGUGGUGGUGACGCCCGUACUGGUGGAAUGGAGACAACAACUCAAGAGGGGGCUUCGUUAUCUCCAUCUUCUCCCGUCACCGGUACCAGUGCGAACACGCGACCAACAGCGGAGACAGCAACAGAUCGGGACAAGAUGACGUUACAAUUGUACCUUGAUGCUAUAGCACUUAUUAAUAAUAUCGAAGGAUUGCUGGAAUCGCAGUGCGAUGGUGAGGAAAGUGUCAAAAUUCGGGAGCUUCCGCCCGUUGAGGCGAUUCACAAACUUUUGCAGCGGGCUAAGUGGAUACUGGGUGACGAUGUGCGGGAGCCCCCGGAUAUUGACGAAACUGACGAGUAG
Molecule: messenger RNA, 2646 nt
Organism: Trypanosoma brucei brucei TREU927
Lineage: Eukaryota; Euglenozoa; Kinetoplastea; Trypanosomatida; Trypanosomatidae
Exons: 1
Coding region: 1-2646 (881 amino acids)
Biological process (GO): protein transport; Golgi organization; intra-Golgi vesicle-mediated transport
Cellular component (GO): membrane; COG complex
Source: RefSeq, a predicted model, not a curated record